Molecule: messenger RNA, 2566 nt
Organism: Oreochromis aureus
Lineage: Eukaryota; Metazoa; Chordata; Actinopteri; Cichliformes; Cichlidae
Product: neoverrucotoxin subunit beta-like
Exons: 4
Coding region: 71-2173 (700 amino acids)
Molecular function (GO): protein binding
Source: RefSeq, a predicted model, not a curated record
UCAUCCUGUCACUGUCAAGAAGACUUUCAAGUGUCUCAGCUGAGCUGCACACAUUCACCAGGUUGGAACCAUGGACUCAGAACAAGUAGAGGUGGCCGCCCUAAAUCGCCCUUUUGCCUUGGGGAUGCUGUACGAUGCAAAGAAAGAUAAACUGUACACAGAUUUCACACUGUGGGACACGGAAACGAUUAAAAAGUACAGCACUAGGCAGAAUCAGACCAGUAGCAACUAUGAAAUUACUGCAUCAGACUCAAUUGAGUCCAAGUCUUCUCUGCUGGAUGUCAGUGCGUCUGUCAGAGCCAGUUUCCUGGGGGGACUGAUUGAGGUUGGAGGAUCCGCCAGGUAUCUGAAUGACAACAAGAAAUCCAAGAACCAGAGCAGAGUGACGCUUCAGUUCAGUGCUACGACUGCAUAUGAACGACUGACAAUGACCCAUCUUGAAGCAAAGACCACACAAAUACAAGAUGUCAUUAAGAAGAGCCAUGCAACACACGUAGUCACAGGCAUCCUUUAUGGAGCAAAUGCUUUCUUUGUGUUUGACAGCGAGAAACUGGAGAGGAGCAGUGUUAAGAACAUCGAGGCCAGCAUGCAGGCUGCAAUUAAGAAGAUUCCAACGUUUAACUUUGAGGCAAAAGUUGACGUCAAGCUGAGUGAUGAAGAAAAAGCUGCAACUAAAAAAUUCUCCUGCAAAUUCUACGGAGACUUCAUUCUUGACAGCAACCCCUCAACAUUUGAAGAUGCAGUCAAGACAUACUCAGAGCUUCCAAAGCUCCUUGGUGGCAAUGGAGAGAAGACAGUUCCUGUCAAAGUGUCGCUGACAACGCUGAAGAAACUGGACCCAACAGCUGAAGAGAUGAAGAGUAAGAUUAGUGAUGGGUUGCUGAGGAAAGCUGUGAAUGCUCUAGAAAACAUCAAAGAAAUGGAAAUGAGAUGCAAUGAUUCUCUGGAUGAAGAAGUGGUUAAGAAUUUUCCACAAAUUCACAAAAAGUUGAGUCGUUUCCAGGACCUUUGUGAAGAUUAUGCAAAAAAACUCAGACAGACCAUGAUGGUGAAAAUUCCUGCCAUCCGCGAGGGUAAAGAAAAAGAGAGUUCACUGCGGGAAAUCUUAGGCGACCAGGAAAAGUCACCAUUCAGUCUGGAGAAUCUAGACAAGUGGUUAGAUAAUGCAGAGAGAGAAAUCAAUGUUAUCAGGUGCUGUCUGGAAAUAAUGAAAGGAAUAAAGAUCGCCCAAGAUGAGUCAGAGUUUGACAAAGAGGUUUUCACUCCAGGUGUAGAGGACACUCUGUGCUUUAUCUUCACUUCCCUGGAAACUGAUGACCCCUACCUGGACCAGAUGGAUAACUACCUGCAUUCUGGUGAAUCACCUAAGAGUUUCCCUCCACCAAUCAAAGACCACUGGUUCUUCUCAGAAGACGUGAUUGAUGACAUGAAAAUGAAAGCUGAAGAUUUCUCCACAAUUGUCAAAGGCCUGAAGGACAGCAGCAGAUUUCGUUUCAUUGUGUCAGCGAUAAGAAAUAAGAAAUACAAAGGAGCAACCAUCUACCAUUACAAGAAGAGCCACAAGACCACUGAAGAAUUUUCAAAGCCUGCUGUUCCUAAUGUGGAAGCUGUUAAAGACAACAAGGCUCUAAUUUGGUAUGCCUGUGAUCUCACCCUGGAUUCAAACACUGCAAACAACCAGCUGAUUCUGUCUGAAAGGAACAAGAAGGCAACAUAUGGAGAAUGGCAGAAAUAUCCAAAUCACUCUGAGAGGUUUGAUUUAGUGCCUCAGGUUUUGUGCAACGAGGGGCUGACUGGGCGCCAUUACUGGGAAGUACAGUUGAGUAAUGAUUCUACCACUCAGGUUGGCAUAGCUGUUAUUUACCAAAGCAUCCAGAGAAAGGGACAAGGUGGUGAGACAGAAUUUGGCGCUAAUUCCAAAUCCUGGUAUGUUGGUACAUACUUUGGAACAGGGUUCAGUGUGUGGCAUAAUGGCAAAUUAAGCAGCGGCAGUCUCUGCUGCAGCAGAGUUGGAGUGUUUCUUGAUUACCCCGCUGGCACUGUGUCUUUCUAUGCAGUCUCCUCUAGCACACUGACACACCUCCACACCUUUCGCACCAGAUUCACAGAGCCUGUUUACCCAGGCUUCUGGAUAAAGAACACAUCCAACUAUGUUAAACUGUCUCCAGUUUAAUAACAUCAGCAGAAUCAGUCACAGCAGAAAACACUGGGGCCAAAAACAAAAUGAAAGAUUUUGCAUUAUGUUUUCAUAAACCUCUUAUAGCUUUAUAUUGUUUUGAGCAAAUACACUUUUUUGUGUGUUCAUCACAGCUGCAUGACUCAUAACAUUAAUUUACUAUUAAAUGCUUUGAUAGAAAGUCGGGUAUAAUCUCACUAUGAUAAAUGUUGCCAUGGGGAUCAGGGGGAUCUAAUUAUUGUAAUGCUUCAUGAUUCAUAUGCUACUGUCGGGAGUGCUGGAAUAUUAUGCUGCUAUUACUUGCUGCUAUUUUUAUGAUCAUUAUUAUUAUUCCAUUAAUUAUUAAUAUUGAUACUGCAUUUAGAUGUUUAAACAUAUUGGCACCCAAUU